Trichoderma asperellum CBS 433.97 is the source of this 1192-nucleotide messenger RNA. RefSeq lists its product as uncharacterized. Gene Ontology annotation, cellular component: mitochondrion. The record is from RefSeq and is a predicted model, not a curated record. Gene Ontology annotation, molecular function: ribosome binding; translation initiation factor activity. Lineage: Eukaryota; Fungi; Ascomycota; Sordariomycetes; Hypocreales; Hypocreaceae. Gene Ontology annotation, biological process: mitochondrial translational initiation; ribosome disassembly.
CCCUCCAUCCCAUCUGCCGUGGAACAGCUACAGUGCAGCUUUGAACUGAGGGAGGGAUUCGUUUCUGCUCUACAGCCUCGCAUCAAUUGGCAAGGGCUCUUCGACAAUGGCCACUUCGCGCUGCGUCUGCGGCUCUGCGAGAUUCUUCCUCUCCCGACCCGUCGCCUCACGAAUCUCCUGCGAAGCUUCCCGGCCGAGCUUGGUCCCGAACGUGUCCGCGAUAUCGUCCUCGUCCUCUUCUCCGUCCUCAUCCUUCCAAUUCCGACCCGUCCAGCGGCAAUUGAGGUUGUAUGCUGGUGCGUCUCGGCCCUAUAGAGGUGGCAACAGGGGCCCGACAAGCGCUUCUUCCGAAAACGCAGACGACGACAAGGACCGCGGCUACGACCGUCGCUUCACCACCCAGAAAGACAUUGAGCGAUCGGGUCGAGACCGUCCGCCAUGGGACCACGAAAUCACCGAUCCGCAGAUCAUGGUGAUUGACAACGGCAGCGCCGAGGGCCCGCUCUCCACGCGCUACGUCCUGACGAAGCUGGAGGAGGGCGAGUCGCUGCGCAUGAUUACGCCGUACGUGCCCGCCAACGCGGAGAACAAGACGCCUGCGAAGUACGCCGUCUGCAAGAUUGUCAACAAGCGCGACGAGUACGAGCGUCUGAAGCAGCUCAAGGAGAAGAAGAAGACCGCCGUGGCGGCAAAGGCCAAGACUAAGGAGAUGGAGCUGACAUGGGCGAUUGGCGGGCACGACUUGGCGACGAAGUUGAGGCAGAUGGGCGGGUUCUUGAACAAGGGCAUGAAGGUGGAGAUGAUGAUUGGCAAGAAGAAGGGCGGGAGGGCGGUGGAGAUGGAUGAGGCGAAAGAUGUGCUGAAGAAGGUCAAGGAGGAGAUUGAGGCGCAGGGGGCGAGGGAGACGAAGAAGCCGGAGGGACAGGUUGGGGGAACGAUGCGGUUGUAUUUGGAGGGGGUGAAGAGGUGAAGAAGACGUGGAUUUACAGAGCAUUGUAUGGAUAGAUGAAGAGGUUUGGUGGCAUUUGGUGUUAUUUUUCUUGGGGGGGUAUCCUCUGUAUAAUAGAAGUAUAUAUAGGUAUGUACAUGUAUGUAUGUAUGAGUGUGUCCAAGUGUAGAGCCCAUAUAUAUAGCCUUGAGCGUUGACAGCAGAAUCUAUCCCAGGCUAUAUUCCCAACAACACACAAAAAAA